AUGUCACCGGCAAACUCCACCAACAUCGCGAGCUGGCUCGUCAUCGGCGCCUUCUUCAACUUCUUCGUCUUCCGCCACCAGAAGGGAUGGUGGCAGCGCUACAACUACGUCCUUCUCCGCCACCCUGGGUACCGCCACCCUCGUUUCUCUGCAGAACGAGGGCCGGAGCCCGCGGUACCGGCGACCUGCCCCACGGUCCUCGGCGUCAUGGGAGGGUCCCCCGUGGUCUAG
This is a messenger RNA of Spirodela intermedia, 231 nucleotides long. The record is from the annotation of a GenBank genome assembly. NCBI's taxonomy places the organism in Eukaryota, Viridiplantae, Streptophyta, Magnoliopsida, Alismatales, Araceae.